Molecule: messenger RNA, 2849 nt
Organism: Sphaeramia orbicularis (orbiculate cardinalfish)
Lineage: Eukaryota; Metazoa; Chordata; Actinopteri; Kurtiformes; Apogonidae
Gene: hnrnpul1
Product: heterogeneous nuclear ribonucleoprotein U-like 1
Exons: 16
Coding region: 130-2712 (860 amino acids)
Biological process (GO): alternative mRNA splicing, via spliceosome
Cellular component (GO): nucleus
Molecular function (GO): protein binding; RNA binding
Source: RefSeq, a predicted model, not a curated record
GACUUCCGGUUUACGCUGCGUUUCCGGCGCUAGGUGGUAGUAGCGUCACUCUCAAGCUUCUGUUAAGACUGACCCGCGCAACUCGCGUGAGAGGAGAACGUAAAUAAAGGCACAAACGUCUGAAACACAAUGAGUCUUGACGUGAAGAAAUUGAAAGUCAACGAAUUAAAGGAAGAGCUUCAGCGCCGCGGCCUGGACACCAAAGGCCUGAAGGCGGACCUGGUGGAGAGGCUGAGGGCUGCCCUGGAGGAGGAGGAGGCUGAGACCGACACUCCGGAGCAGAGGGAGCCGGAGGAGCAGGAGGACGAGUACGGGCAGGACUUCCAAGACAAUGAUGAUGGGGAUGAUGGCCAAGAGCAACAAGAACCAGUUGAGGAUUAUGGCGAUGAAGAUGCUGACGGUGAUGGAGACGGAGAUGGCGAUGGUGAUGUCCCGCAAGAGGAUGAUGAGGGCAGAGAUUCAGGUGGUUAUUACGAGGAAGAGGAGGCUGAAGGUGAACCGUAUGAAAGUCAGCCAGCCUCAGACUCAGGUCACAGCAUGCCCGACUUCACAGCAGAUGUCGAUAUUCACAAGCCAGACAUGAUGUCUGAGCCGGAGGCCAAGCCUGUGCAGGAGCCAGAGGAGCCUGUGGAAGUCAAACCAGAAGUCAAAGUAGAAGUCAAAACGGAAGAUGAUAAAGAGGACACACAGCAGGAUAAUCACAGGACUGACCAGCAGCGUGAGCCGGAAGCAUCCGCUCAGGCCGAGCAGGUGAAGGCCGAAGCUGACAGAGCUGGAAACUAUGGCCGUAAGAGGCCAUACGAGGAAAACCGGGGAUAUGGAUACUAUGAGCAUCGUGAAGACAAAAGGUCUCGCACACCACAGCCUCCUGCUGAAGAUGAAGAAGAGAUAAUCGAUGACACGCUUGUUACCAUUGAUACAUACAACUGUGAUCUGCACUUCAAAGUGUCUCGAGAUCGCUACAGCGGAUACCCGCUCACCAUCGAAGGCUUUGCGUACCUGUGGUCUGGAGCUCGAGCCACACAUGGCAUCACCAGCGGCCGUGUGUGUUAUGAGAUGAAGAUCAAUGAGGAAAUUCCGGUGAAACACCUGCCCAGUAGCGAGCCAGAUCCACAUGUGGUGAGAAUCGGAUGGUCCCUCAACCACUGCAGCACUCAGCUUGGUGAGGAGGCUUUCUCCUUUGGAUAUGGAGGAACAGGAAAGAAAUCCUGUGACUGCAAGUUUGGAGACUAUGGUGAGAGGUUUGGUGAAAAUGACGUCAUCGGCUGUUACAUUGACUUUGACAGUAGUGAUGAGGUGGAAAUGGGCUUCACUAAGAACGGAGUGUGGCUUGGAGUGGCUUUCCGGACAACCAAGGAGGCGUUGGCAGGCCGUGCCCUGUUCCCUCACGUUCUGGUGAAGAAUUGCGCUGUCGAGUUUAACUUUGGGCAGAAACGGGAGCCAUAUUUCCCCCCACCAGAGGGAUACUCUUACAUCCAUAAUCUUAGUAUGGAACAGAAGAUCAGAGGCACUAAAGGACCUGCCAACAAAUCAGAUUGUGAGAUCCUGAUGAUGGUUGGCCUGCCCGCCUGUGGAAAGACCACCUGGGCCAUUAAACAUGCUGAAGCUAAUCCCGAUAAGAAGUACAACAUCCUGGGAACCAAUGCUAUCAUGGACAAGAUGAAGGUGAUGGGUCUGCGUCGUCAGAGGAACUACGCUGGACGCUGGGAUGUACUCAUCCAACAGGCCACCCAGUGUCUGAACCGUCUGAUUGAGAUCGCCGCCCGCAAGAGACGCAACUACAUCCUUGAUCAGACAAAUGUAUAUGGAUCAGCAAGGAGACGAAAAAUGCGUCCUUUUGAAGGUUUUCAACGCAAGGCUAUUGUAAUUUGUCCCACGGACGAGGAUUUAAAAGAGCGAACAUUAAAGCAAACCAAUGAGCAGGGGAAGGAUGUGCCCGAUCAUGCUGUUUUAGAAAUGAAAGCCAACUUUACUCUCCCUGAGGCUUGCGACUUCCUGGAGGCGGUGACGUUCAUAGAGCUGCAGCGCGAGGAGGCUGAAAAGCUGCUGAAGCAGUACAACGAAGAUGGCCGCAAGGCAGGCCCGCCCCCUGAGAAGCGCUUUGACAACAGGCAGGGUGGGUUCCGUGGCCGCGGUGGUGGUAACUUCCAGCGGUACGAUAAUCGUGACGGAUCCCGUGGUGGUUACCAGAACCGCAGCGGAGAUGGAGGCAGUGGAUACAGAGGAGGCUACAACCGUGGCAGCUACAACCAGAAUCGCUGGGGCAGCAGCUACCGAGAUGGAGGCUCUGAUUCACGCAGCGGAUACAACCGCAACCCGCCGGCAACAGGAACCUACAACCGCCCAGUUCCUUAUGCCAAGACAGGAUACAACCAGAGCUACAGCCAGAGCUACAAUCAGGGCUACAACCAGGGCAGCUACAACCAGAACUACUACAGCAACUACAGCCAGUACCCGGGCUACAGCCAGAGCUACAGCCAGACCCCGGCCACCGCACAGACGUACAACCACCACCAGCAACAGCCACAGCAACAACCGCAGGCACAGCAACCGGCACAGCAGCAACAGCAGAGCUACAACCAGCAAUACCAGCAGUAUGCUCAGCAGUGGCAGCAGUACUACCAGAACCAGAACCAGUGGAACCAGUACUACAGCCAGUACGGCAGCUACCCGGGACAGGGCAGCCAGGGCUCCUCCUCCGGCACCCAGUAGCUCCGCCCACACCACCACUACCUGCACCCACCCGCGUCCUGACCCCCGACCUCCGCAGCUGAUCCGUUUUUGUACAGCCCGCCCACCUGCCACGCCCCGCCCCAUCCCGCCCCUCCCUGCCCCUCCCCUCAGCCCGG